UUCGAUCGGAACCAUGGGUCACAGCCUCAGAAUAGAUUAAAGACGCCUCGGAAAGCACGGCCUCCGAAGGGGAACUGUGUGAUAGACUGAUAGUCUGGAGUAGCUUUCAGAUGGAGCAGAUGGAGCGCGGGAAAUGCAUGUCGUGCGGCCCUACCAUGGGGAAGAUCGUCCAUCAACCUUCAUCGCGGGGCGAAUCAAGUCAGAUAUCACCAAGCCGGGCGGUUUCCAUCUACGUACUUUGUACGCCGUCCGACAUGUUGGGAGAACCCCCAUCCACACGAUUGCGAUCAGAAACCGAGGCCUAACCCAUUGGUAUGGAUGUAUAGACCUCGUAAGGGGUAUACGCUGGUACUGCGACAACCACUUCCGGCGUCCGGAGAAUAUAUGCGGGCUGCAUGCGACCAAACAACUGGCAGCAAGUCGCCAUUCCGCAUUGGGGCCUGAGUCCACUGGGAGGAGCGAGCCCGAGUCUGGAUCGGCAUCAACGACAUUCAUUCUGUCGCUUACGGAAUGCCAUCCACAAAUCAGAUUGAUCCUCUCAAUUCUGCAGGAUCGAAGGUUAUCCCGCGCGUCCCCUGUCAUGUACUAUGUAGUAGGCAGCGCUGCAGCCAAAACAAAAACCGUGAUUGCUGUUCGUGAAGAGAAAUGAUGGUCGCCGCCGGUGCAGUGUUUAUCAUCCGACAACCCCAAUGCGGCCCCUCCUCAGGGUUGCCCUGCACCUCGACUGUUAUGUACUAGCUGCGCAAGCGGCUCCGACGAAUAAGCGUCGGAGGCCCCUACGCAUCGGUCAAGCGACAUCUUACUGCUUGCUGGCUGGCUUACAAGGCUUGUUAUCGUAGCCACCGAAAUAACUAUACUAGAUGCAUGGG
Aspergillus ibericus CBS 121593 is the source of this 869-nucleotide messenger RNA. RefSeq lists its product as uncharacterized. The record is from RefSeq and is a predicted model, not a curated record. The transcript has 3 exons. The coding region runs from base 134 to 649 and encodes 171 amino acids. NCBI's taxonomy places the organism in Eukaryota, Fungi, Ascomycota, Eurotiomycetes, Eurotiales, Aspergillaceae.